UCAGAACUAAAUUGCUCUCUGUCUCUCCAGUGAAAUAUUAUUAUAUGUAAUUUUGUUGUUUUCUUGUAUGAAAGGUAGAUCAGUUAAGUUGCUGCGAGGCUGUCAUAAAGAAAGCGCGUGUAUGUCUGGUAGAUUCCAUGGGGACACCAGACAAUAUUCAAUUUCUGUAAACGGAACCCUCGAGAAGAGAUUCUAAAUUCAGCUGUUCCCAUAUAUGCUGUGAAGCAAGUACUUCAAUGGCAGAUUUACCAGGUUAUAUGCAUGCUUGCCUGCAGACGGGGAAACUUGCUUCGUUGGCUAUUUUAGUGUCUGCAGGAAUUGUAUUGCAAAUAUUGGCAUGUGCCCUGUACAAUAAUUGGUGGCCAAUGCUUACUGUAAUAAUGUAUGUGCUUCUUCCCAUGCCUCUGCUUUUCUUUGCGGGCUCUAAUGGUUCUUCUUUAACUACUGAAUCUGAUAACAGCUGGGUCAAUGCAACCAAGUUUUUGACUGGAGCUUCAGCAGUUGGAAGCAUUGCAAUACCGGCCAUCUUAAAGCAUGCAGGGGUUAUUGGAUGGGGAGCACUUGCGAUGGAGUUAUCGUCAUUCUUCAUAUUUGUACUAGCCAUUAUGUGUUACAUUCGCAUGGGUGCAGAUGAUGAUUAUAGUGUCCUCUGAGAUUGCUGAUUGGGGUUCUUACUUCCUUGUAUAAAAGUGUCAAUGUUAGUCCAUGAUUUGAUUUUUUUUCUUGUUUUUUGAGCUUCGCUUCCUUUUAUAAAGUUAAAAAAAAAACCAUUUAAUGUGUGAGAUUCUUUGUCUAGUGCCUCAGGUGUAUUGGAAAUGUUUUUGAACUGAUUCUUUGAAGAGAACACUGAUUUCAGAACGAUUAUAGAAGGCCAUUCAGAGUGAUCAAUUGAAAAAUCUUACUUUACGUUUUAA
Mangifera indica (mango) is the source of this 914-nucleotide messenger RNA. Its product is annotated as vacuolar protein sorting-associated protein 55 homolog. Gene Ontology annotation, cellular component: endosome. Lineage: Eukaryota; Viridiplantae; Streptophyta; Magnoliopsida; Sapindales; Anacardiaceae. Gene Ontology annotation, biological process: late endosome to vacuole transport via multivesicular body sorting pathway. The record is from RefSeq and is a predicted model, not a curated record. The transcript is spliced from 5 exons. The coding region runs from base 237 to 653 and encodes 138 amino acids.